ACUUAAAGCAUCGAAACAUAGCAAGAACUCAUCCGAUAAACUUGGAGAGUACUGAUCUAAUCCACCGUCCUCACAAGUGUCAAGAGUGUUGGAUUCGCACCGGCGGAGGCACAGAAAACAUCUGAAGAAAAUGAAGGCCGUCAUCAUUUUCGGGCUCCUCUUCGCUGUAGUCUACUGCCAUCCUGUAAAACGCUCAGCAAGCAGCUCAGAGAGCUCUGAGGAGCAGGCAGUUGCCCAACCGCCUCUCCAAGUUCUGGAUAAAGGCCCUGCAAAUCCACCAGAGGCAGUACCUGCACAGGACUUGAAAGCGGCCGCAGUAGCAGCAGUAGCAUCUGACGAGGACACUGACGAUUCAGAUGAAGCUGAGGACAAAAACACAGAAUCAGACACGGAGGGCGACAGUGCAGACAGCGCAGACACGCAAGACACUGACACAGAUGACUCCAGUGAGAGUGCUGAAUCAGGAGAGACUGAGGCCACUACCGUCCCACCUGUAACCGUGGAGCCCACCCUGAACCCUGUUAUUGACAAUGGCCGUGGAGACAGCAUGGGCUACCCCAGCGACUACAAGAAGACAAUCAUCUACAUGGAUGCCAAUGACGUUGAGAAAAUUCCUUCUUCCUACAAGUCCUAUGGACCUGACAAGACUGAGGACCUGAACAACAUCAGCGUGAAGACAUCUCAUUUUGAUGGCCAGGAAGCUAAUGAUGUGGAGAAGCAUCUGAAGGUGUACAAGGCUCUGCAGGUGCACAAUGAAGUCCUGGAGGAGGAUACCAGCACUCCAGAGGAGGACGAGGUGCCCAGUGCAAAGCAGGCAUCCCUGGGUAGUGAGGGGAGUGCUCCUGCUGAGGAGGAGAUUGAGGGUGCCAGUGCCAGCGAUGCCAGCGGUGAGAGCGCAAGUGCUAGUGCCAGCCAGGAGCAGAAAGAAGAGGCCAACAGCAGCAAGAGCAGCGAGGAGGCCACUGCUACCCCCGGGACUGCAGGCGCAGACAACGACUCUUCUCAGAGCUCUGAGAGCCAAGAGGACGACUCCGCUGAGCAGGCUGUGGAAGCCACGACUGAUGUCCCUGAUGUCAUUAUCGCUAAAUAAACGCACCACGAAGCACAAGACCCCAAAAACUGCUGUCCCCAGUGAAGAAUGCAACCGUAUCCAGAGUGGUGCUAAUAAGUGACUCACUUCACUGUGCAUGAGAGAGAAAAAGGGAAAAUAGCACAGCGCAAUAAUACAAUUCAGACAAGCCUGGUCCAGGGCUGUGGCUGCAUUAGGCUACCUGUAAGAAAGCAGUUUCAUCUCAACAAAACAACAUUUUGCACAUGUAUUUACAUUAUGUUUAUGUAAAAUAUUUUAUUCUACCAUGUAUCAUGAUUUAUCCUUAAUGAAUAAAUUCUUUUUUUUUUCAAAAAACAA
Messenger RNA from Colossoma macropomum (tambaqui), 1408 nucleotides. RefSeq names its product secreted phosphoprotein 1 (gene spp1). The record is from RefSeq and is a predicted model, not a curated record. The transcript is spliced from 8 exons. Lineage: Eukaryota; Metazoa; Chordata; Actinopteri; Characiformes; Serrasalmidae. Gene Ontology annotation, biological process: ossification; cell adhesion. The coding region runs from base 131 to 1090 and encodes 319 amino acids.